This is a messenger RNA of Epinephelus moara (kelp grouper), 2933 nucleotides long. It is a transcript of the gene rnf32, whose product is annotated as ring finger protein 32. The transcript has 7 exons. Gene Ontology annotation, molecular function: protein binding. The record is from RefSeq and is a predicted model, not a curated record. The coding region runs from base 13 to 1062 and encodes 349 amino acids. Lineage: Eukaryota; Metazoa; Chordata; Actinopteri; Perciformes; Serranidae.
UUCACUGAUAGGAUGGCAAUGCGGAAGGGUCUGGCAUCUAAAGCCAGCAACAAGUUGGUGAUCACCUCAGUUGCCUUUCAAGAUCACAUCACACGCAGCCUGCUGCAUCCAGAUUUCCCACUUUCUGACCCUUUGCUGAGAUGCAGAAGAAAAGCACCUAGAAAAAGGGUGGAGGAAAGGACACUGCGGGCACAGGAUCACCAAGACAACAGGGAAUAUGUGCUUGAUUCUGCUCCACCUCCUUUAACAUUAGCUCAGAAGUUGGGUUUGGUGGCCUCCCCUGCAGGGAGACUGACAGAGGACGAAUGGACUCAGGUCAAGGCGAGGUCUGUUCAGCAGGGGGACUCAGCUCAGCCCUGUGCAGUAUGCAGGGAGGAGUUUCGCCUUCAUCCUCAGGUGUUGCUGUCUUGCUCUCAUGUUUUCCAUAGAGCAUGUUUGCAAGCCUUUGAGAGGUUUUCUGGGAGGAAGUGCUGCCCAAUGUGCAGAAAGGAGCAGUAUGAGACACGGGUGAUUCACGAUGCAGCUCGCCUCUUCAGACACCAGUCUGCCACCAAGAUUCAAGCAUGCUGGCGAGGCUAUGCUGCUCGAAAAAGAUACAGAAAAUUGAGAAAAUCCAUUUGCCCAAAGGACAAACAACUACGACGGAAAUUCUUUGAAGCAAAGUUGCAGGAGUUGAAUGACAGCUUUGUCCGAUACUGUCACACCGACACGGAGGCUUUUCUGAGUGAUAUCAACCGCUCCCUGUCAUCAAGCAGACGAGUGUUCCAGCAGCUGGAGAGAAAACACGUCUCCGAGCCUCAGGAGAGCGACUGGGACCGAAUACAGAGCCAGGUUAUCCACAGAGGCGUCUGGGACUGCCCCAUCUGCCUGACUGCAUUGUGCAGCCCGAGCCUCCCAACAGAAGCAGACACAUCCAGCCAUCAACAACGUAGACGCACCGUGCUUCUGUCCUGUUCCCAUGUCUUCCAUCAGCGCUGUCUAGAGGCCUUUGAGUCCUUUUCUAUAGAGAGCAGACCCUCCUGUCCCCUAUGCAGAUCUGUCUACCACAAAAAACUCAUCUAACCAGGUACACAUUUACACAAGACAGCAUUUUAGAUCAUCUCAUGAUGUAAUAUUUGUAACUUGAUGAAAGGAAUAGUUCCAUGUAAACAUGACAGUUUUUGGUUUAUCAGGAGUGACAGGCUGUAACUAUAUCUUGGCAAACAGCAGCCAAUUGCAGUAGCUUCUGCAGUCAUGUCAGUGUGAGGUUGGCAGGCAACCUUCAGAUAGAUAGAUAGAUAGAUAGAUAGAUAGAUAGAUAGAUAGCUUAUUGUCCAUCUCAGUGGCUUCUCUCAAAAAUCAAAGGUACACACAGACACACGACACAAUACAUAUAUGUUUGUGUGCUGGUUAAAGGAGUACUUUACCCACAAAAUGACCAUUGGGAUAUCUUUUACUCAAUUUGUGAAGAAUACUUAUACUUACUAAUACUUACUAUACUUUUCUUACAUGCCACAAGGGUAGACGAAGAAUCAGAGAACUGUGUAAUUCUUGAUGAACUGAAGUCAUAGGGGGACCUAAGGCUGUGACGAUAACUGCAUCACUGCAAUACCAGGGUCACGUCAUCACGUUUGUUUGUUUUUUAUUUUACUUUUUUUCUUGGUGCCAAUACAAUAAACUCAUUAAAAAAUACACUACUUUGGUUCUGGUGCAGCCCCUCUGUCUGCAGUCAUGACUCUGUAGCCACGCUCAAUGUCCCGCCAACAUCACUGACUGGUUAGACGUCACAAGUAUUAGCUUAUCAACAGUGAAGGCUGCUGUGCAACAGUAAACAGGCAGAAUUAGACCUGUAUGUUGAACGCAAGACGGCAGAUAUUACUGGUGGUAAACCGCAAAACCGCGAUGAUGCGUUACUUUUUCACCGUGAUAAGAAAAACUCUCUACUGUCACAGCCCUAGGGUGGCCAUGUUUAACAACAGCAAAACUAUAUCAAAACAUCUGUUUACAAACUCCUGCAGUAUAAUCAAGUCUCAUUUAUCCAGUCAGAUACUCAGUACCUCCCAAAUGCAUGCAUUUUCACUAAAUCCUAACUAUUUAAAACACUAAUGCAUAAACAGUCUCAUGCACAGAUAAGGAGUGCGCCUGGGCAACUCAAUGAAAUGUACGGGCAUAGUUCAAAUGCACGUAUUUGCCCAUGUGCACCGCUUGUAUUUAGUAAUGUUUUAAAAAGUAAAGUUUUAGCUAAAUAGCAUGCAUUUGGGAAGUACUGAGCAUUGUAACUGGAUAAAUGAGACAUGGGUUAAACUGCGGGGGUUGUAUGAGAGUUUGUGAACAGCCUGCCUUUAAUUAAUGAAGACUCUGCCAUUUUUGGAUUCUUCGUUUACCAUGUAAGCAUUCCAGAAAAACAUUACUUUACGAAUUCAAUAUAACACUGGGUGAGUAUUUGAUAUGCAAAUAAUAAUUUUGUGGGAGAGGUAUUCCUUUAAACAGCACACAAACAAUAAUGGGGAAAGAACAGUUUGUGAGUUUACAGAGGCACAUGCUGUAAUACACAUUUUUGGGAUUUUUAAUUUUAAUUAUUUUUUCAUUUUGGACAGUGCUAGGUUAGCUUUUCCCCCGUUUCCAGUCUUUAUGCUUAGCUACCCUAAAUAGGUCCUGGGUCUAGCUCCUGGUGCACAGACAGGAGACUGUAUCAAUUCUCUCAUGUGACUCUUGGCAAAAAAUUAAAUGUUUACCAAAAUGUCAAACUACUCUGUUAACUCAUCUGUCAAUACUGAGUUCCAGGGUUUCACAAUGACGAAGGAAAAUAUGUUCACAAAGCAUUUUUCUACUUUUAUUUGCAAACACACAAACAUCAAAAAAAUAACGAAACAUACAUUUAGCAAACUGAGAAAUUGUAAAAAAAUACAUUCACAAAACAUGUACCAAAAUUUACAUGCAGAGACCAACUGACA